AGAUGGCGUCUGUCACGUACAUCUGAUCGGGAGGUGUGCGAGUACCCCUCUCAUUCGUACACAACCCAAUGGUGACGGUAACGGGAUUUUUUUUAGUUGUUAAUUCAUAAGUCAUUAUUCCCCAAAACUUAAUGUCAACGUAAUCGUUCGAACAAGUUGUCGAGAGGUUUCAGUGACUCAUGAGGAAUGUUUCCCGCGGGCUCGAUGAACUUGGAUAUCGUCGCGGCCGCCGGCGGCGCGCACUAGAUCAUCACAAUGUUCAGCAAGAAACUUCAUGUAGACGUCAAGAAGUCGACGCUAAAGAUACAAGAUGUGAAGAAGGACAGUGCAACGAGGUUCAAGCAUUUGAAGAUUGUUCUGGAGAAUGUGGACACCGACGAGGCCAAGGGCUUCUUCGAGGGGAACUUCAGUCAUGUUUACUUCAUCCUAUAUGACUGCUUCGUCACGGCUGAGGCGAACCUUCGACAGAGAGAGCUAUCCUUCCAUCUUGUGCACAAAGCUCACCGUGAGGAGCUCGAGCAGGUUCUCCAGCUGCUGGAGAAAGUGUUGACGCUCCUCCCAGAGCUGUUGAAUCGUCGCUGGCAGUGUCACAGCCUCGCCCGAAUCCUCCACAAACUCUUGCACCCAGGUAACAGCUGGAAGCUACGCCGCCAGGCGCUUCGUUACUUCAUUCUCUGGUACCAGUCUUUGGGUGACAAUGCUCCGGACCACAUCCACCAGAUGUUUGCGUCCCUCGUCCCAGGCUUUCCCCCGCCCCCACCCACCAUUCGUCCAGACCGUCGAUCAAAGCCAAGCCAGUCGAGCCCUCCAAAUCCCCCGAAUCCUGAGGAGAAGGAGAAACGAGAGUUCUUCGACACCCAGCACGUCACCUCGAUCUUCCACUGCAACAGCUCCCAACAGGGUCCAGUGACUCAGCCAAAUGGCACCCCAUUGCUACCAGUGCAGAGCGGCGAAAAGCCCCUCGACAAUGAGACCCUUCGUUUCUUCGAAGCACUUCUGGAGUUCAUGGUGACUCAAGUGGUCAAGGUCGAGUGGAGGGACAAGCACACACGUCAGCACAAGUGCUUCCAGUUCCUCCUGGAGCGUUUCAAAGCCACAUAUCUGCGAUACAUUUGUCCAGAAUUCGAUGACAAUUUUUCCCUGUACAAACCCAACUUAGAGCUACCAACGAUGAGACCACAGUCACCAAAUUCCCAAAGUAACUACACCCUCUGCAAAGUGGCGAUGAUAAAGUGGCUGGCGAGUUUCACCCACGUCACCAAAAAAGACGGACCCUUUGUCAACUCCCAGAUGACACCCAGUGAUGAGCACGACAAUGAAGUAAAAAGAGUAUCUAUCAAUCAGAGUGUCGACUCUAACUCGUUGUCCCCUGAUGUACCACAUCAGGAUGUUCAGGCUGACGAUGGGCAAGCUGCUGUUCUGCUAGUGAGAGAGGUACUCUAUGGCAGCCGGGAUAAUGUGAAUUUUGUUCAUGAGAUUUACAGACAGGCUUUCCUCCUCGACUUCACUCAUGCUGGGGCCAUUCGAAAGGCCAUUGCUGUUUACAAGGAUUGGGUGCAAAUGAAUGAGAUUCCGCCGUUUAUGUUGGAGCCACUGGAGAGCCACAAAGAGAAGGAUGGGGAGGAGGUGGUCAGGAGAGAGGGUGAGAGUGAUAAGAGCCCCUCCGACAGCUGGAGGCAGACGAGACUCAGGAAUGAUUCGUAUCUCGGGGCUAUUCACAGGGAGAACUUGUUCGUCAGGGCUGGACUGCAGAAUGUUCUACAAGUCUUCAUCACACAGGCUUCGAAUGUCUUUUUCCUGGAAAACUCGGGUGGGCUUGUCAGUGCUACACUGCUUGAAGAACAGAUCGACAGUUGCAAGAGGGUGCUCAAUGUUUAUAGGUACGUGGUGAUGCACGCCAGAUUAGAACCCAACACGUGGGAUCAACUGCUGAGAGUCCUCCUCCAGAUAACGUCAUUAGUCCUGGGGGACAAUUCCUCCAGGAGAAAAAGCCACGAGAGUAUCGGGGGAAAGCUAGCACCCGCAAUCUUUCAGACACUGAUUGUCACCUGGAUUAAGGCGAAUCUCAAUGUCGUUAUCUUGACGCAACUGUGGGAUGAGUUUCUGGAGGUGCUAACGAGUCUCACUCAGUGGGAGGAACUCAUCAGAGAGUGGGCGAAGACUCUGGAUACGUUGACGAGGGUUUUGGCGAGGCAUGUUUAUAACCUAGACCUGAAUGAUCUGCCCUUGGACAGGUUGAGCGAGCAGAAGAGCAAGAAGAGACGGGGCGUAGGCUGCAGAACUGCUUCUGCCAGCAAUGUUCAGAGCCCCAGGAGGGGGAGCAUCGACAGGGAGACCAGUAAUAUCAGCAAGGAGAAUGUUCCAGACCACCCAUCUCGAGAAUUUCGAAAACACCGACCCCUACCGCGCAGUGUAAGUGAUAACAACAUCUACAGCAUGAAGAGUCGUACAAAACUGCAGAAAAAUCGAGCACAAGUUACUCACUUCGAAAUCCCUGUCGCAAAUAAUUCUCUCAUACCGAGUGAACUCUCGGUUUCAUUCAUAUUCACCUACUCAGCCCAAUCCAUUUCAUCGCGUGCAGCACUUCCCCUCUCCAUUGAACGAGACAUGGCUAAACUGGUGAACCACAAUGCGACGAAUGCAACACCAACAGCUGCUGGAAGGAGGAAACAUUUGGCUGGGAGACGCGCCAAAUCAUUGGACAGUGUUGUUGUUCCUGACAGUGAACCUGCCACCCCUAGGUGUCCAUCACCGACACCCAGCAGUGGUGUAGACUCCAACAAAGACAGUCCCAUACAGAUUGAGAAUAUUGAUGGCAGCAGCAUUGACACGAGUGACGCAUCGGAAAGAAGAUCAGUGAUGGCAGGUGGUAACGUUCGAGGCUGGCUGCCAGACGUGGCAGUGGUCCUUUGGAGGCGAAUGCUUUCAGCCCUGGGUGACGUCAACAACAUCCAGGAUCCAGUACUGCAUGGUCAAGUAAUGGAAUACCUGGUCCAAUUAACCCAUACCCUGAUAAAAAUUCGACUGAAUCAGGGUGUAUCCGGUGACAAUCAGGUAACCCCUCCAGCUCCAGAGCUGAUUCCCCCCCUGACCGUGAUAGCGCCUUGGUGUUUCAAGGCCAUUCAACUGCCACCUCGCUAUGAGGUGGGAAAACUAGCGGCCUAUCGUCUCAUAUGCCUCCUCACUAUUCAACCACUGGACAUAAGUCUACCAAAGGCCCAUCUAACGCUGUUCUAUCGAGCUGUUCACAGUGGAAUCACCAGCAACGAUACCAAAGUCAUUCACGCUUUGAUCAAGUACACUGGACCCAGAUUUUUCAGUCUCAAGCUGCCAGGGUCUAGCUUACUCAUUCUCGAUUAUAUUCAUGCAGCAAAUAGCAUCCUGGGGAGUCAGGAUGUCGAGGCACCUAGAACAGAGGCUGUCUCCAUUCUGGGAUCUCUCCUAUCUCUCCCUAUAUCAGCUGGAAAUUUUCCUGUCUUUCAACCGAAUGCCUGUGAGAUUGAGACCAUCAUGUGCCCUGAUGCCAAGGAAUUGAUAUUGAAUAUUCUGAUGAGAAGCUGCAGGAGGGAACCCACUGGGGUUGCCAGGUGUAUCGCGUUGUCCAGUGUUGCUAUGUUUGCUUAUGGAGAGUUGUGCCAUAAGAGCCAGCAUCCUAAGGUUCCCGAGGCCGUCACUGUUCUUCUUCAGGCUUUGAGGAGGGCACACAGGGCUGGCAGGCGAAGGGACCGGUUCCAUGCACUAUUCCCGUAUAAGGCAACACAUCCUUCGGUGGCUCAGGUCGCCUGUGAUUCUCUCAUCCUCCUGUGUGAUAAGGCGAAUGUCUUGCUGGAAAUAUAUCCAAGAGUUUCCUAUAAAAUCAUUCAGAUUCUCUCGGAAACUCUGGACACAAUGACAGUUCGUGAGCGUCGAAGUGCCCUGACAACAUCAAUGCUCUUCUGUCUGGGUGAAUGGGCAAUGCAUUUGGGCCCUAAGGUCCUCUCCACAACAUUCCAAGGUAAACCUCUUCUCCUCACCAUCUUCACAGUCCUCGACAACAUAAUGCACAACAAAUCCGACAAAACGAUCCACGAUCUUUCCCGUCACUCUCGUCAUCAGAACGACGAGCAAGACGAUUUCGAUCAGGACAUAAGUAUCGAUGACCUUGGAAAAGACAUCACAAGUGCAUCCCGCCACAACAACAACCAGUCAGUGCAACAGGCAGCAAAAAUGGUGACUAUGCACUUGGUGAAUCACCUGGGUCACUUUCCCAUGGGCAUGGGAGCAGCCAGACUCUCAUCAACAGUCGUUGAGCUUGACGAUGUACCUGGAAUCGACGGUGAUGAAUUGUCCUCAGCGAUAUUUCAUGCCCCAAACAUCCAGCUGUUGAUGCUCUCGAACACCAUAAUAAUGUCCCUGGUCGAGCUGCAGGCCCUGGACCCUACAGACUCAUCAGGUCUCGUGACAGCCCCUUCGACAGUCAGAGUUUUAUUGAGAGAUCUCGCAGGAAAAGCAGCCUGGGAUUGCUCCAUACUCUACCGUCAGCAGGAGGAGAUGAACUCGAGUUGCUGGACUGAUAUCAGAGAGCCAUCGAAGGCCCUGGAGCAUCUCCAAGAGGACAACGACUCCCUCAGCACCACCCAGCCCCCUAGACACCUGACAAGACACAGAGAUCCAACAAUUCUACCCACAUUUGCCAAUGCUGCCAGCGACAUGGACAAUCUUGACGAUCUUCUCAACUACAUCGGUCACACGUCUCCAGAGGUACUCACCAAUCCCGAGGUACCUCUCAACGCUCCAGCAAAUUCACCACCGGUCAAUUGCAUGGAGCAUGAGACAAUAACAGCGAUCAUAAACCAACGGAACAUCUGCAGGGAGUACGUCCAGUGCUGUAAUCAACUGGUGGGCAUGAGAGCACCGCCAGCUGUUCCACCACCUUCCAGACCACCUCCAGCACCCUUCCACCACUGCAGACUCUUGUUCUCACACCUGGGGCUGUCUGGUUGGGAGCAGAGGAGGCGUUUGCAUCUGCUGUCGAAGAACGAGAAACUCCUGAGGGAGCUGAGAAAUCUCGAUGGCCAAAGGUCCAGGGAAACACACAAAAUGGCCGUGAUAUACGUGGGACAGGGUCAGGAGGACAAGAAUUCCAUUCUGGGGAAUGUCACUGGGAGUAAAGAGUACGAGAGCUUUGUUGCCAGACUAGCUUGGGAGGUAGAAUUAGAGAAUCAUACUGGAUUCAGGGGGGGCCUUGUUCCGGGAAAGGCCAGUGGGACCACUGCCCCCUAUUUUGCCACCUCUUUCGUGGAAAUUUUGUUUCACGUAGCCACGAGAAUGCCCUCGGACAGUCCUGAGAGUCUUCUUCAGAAGACUCGACAUCUGGGGAAUGACGAGAUUCAUGUUGUCUGGUCGGAGCAUUGGAGGGACUACAGGAGGGACAUCAUUCCUACUGAAUUUUGUGAUGUACUCAUUGCUAUCUAUCCUCUGCCGAAUAAGCUAUACAGGGUGCAAAUCGCCAGGAAAAUGGAGAUACCUUUCUUUGGACCACUAUUCGAUGAGAGCAUCGUUGAGGAUGAUGUACUCCCUGGGCUGGUUAGAGCCACUGCACUCGCUGCCAGCAGAGCCAAGAGGUCAACGCUGUCAUUGUAUCAACAUUAUUACGAAGAGAGAAAUCGCUCGAUUGAUAUAGUUAUGAGAAAUCACAAGGAAUCAACAACAUUCGAAGAGUUCGCUGCCAAUGUUUAUGCACCUGUCCAGCCGAUAAGUCCAUUCAGUGGAGGAUCAUCUGUCACUGGGUCGAUUGCAAGUGUUCAAUCAACAGCAUCGUCGAAUCUGGCUGCUGCCCUCCUGGACUCACAUCACGGUCGUCCCAGUCUGCGAAAUAAUUCAUCAUCGAGUGGUGUAGAUAAUCGCACGAACAGAGCUUCUGACGGUAGCAGAGUUUGGUUCAGCGCUGACACUCAGGACAGUCCAGCACUGCACGGUAUAUCGCCUCGACCCCUGAAGAAGAUGUCCUUCAAGACGGGCCCCAAACAUCGGAACAGCAGUACUCAGCAGUCCACACCGCCAGACAGUCCGAGAUACAAAUGAAAUAUUAAUUAUUUUAUUAAUAUCGGCGUUUUCGGUUUUCCGUCCCUUAGAUAUAAUUCAGUUUUACCUUUUUCUAUUACGAUGUACAGAUUUGUUUAUGUCUGUUUAAUUCGAGUAAUUUAUUGUGACACCGAGUGAUUAUCACUUUGAAAGGAUGAUAAGUAAUUAUAAUUCGUGAAAAUGUCAAAUUCGGCGGUGAAAUUCAUUUCGGUGGUGAUAAAAUGUUUGAGUCUGACUGACAUCACUGAACAAUUGUAGGAAAAAUAUCGAGGAGUGUUUUCGUAGUCAAUGAAAUUUUUUACAAAAUAUUUCUCGACCUUUUGUGUCUAUUUGACUUGAAUCAUUUAUCACUGAACUUUGUAGAUUCAGUUGAACCAAAAAUUAAAAGUGAAACAUUCCUUUGUGAGUUUGCUCGAUAGGAAUUGACUUCUAGCAAUGUAAAAUCAUCAUUUUCACGCACUCCAAACAACUAAUUGAAAUCAGUUGAAUUUUUAUCACUUGGAGACUAGACUCUAUGGAUACUUAGGUGUUAAUUGGAUGAUUGAAUUAAUUAGGUGAACAUAAUUGAUUACAUUUCAAGAAAUUUUGAGAUGAAGAGAGAAAACAUGAAAUCUUAAGAAUAAAUCAUGGCCAAAGCAGCAUUAUUUUUUCACUAAUUAGCCGACUAGAUGUUGAUGACGAGUGAGAGAGUUAUGAAGAGAGAAAAUAUAUUGUAUGUAAUGUACAUAAGUCACUGUACGAUAGGUGAGGGCCACACCGGGGCAAGGAGGAACAAAUUUAUGAGGAAUCAAGUAAAAUUCUAUUUUAGUUCGUAAUUGUAAUCGAAUGAAUUUUAAUCGCACGAUGCGCUUCGAACAAAAUUCAAAUAUUAAUUAAACUCAACUAAUUGAACGUAAGUGUGGAUCUUUAAGUAUUAAAAAUAUCAGCCGCACGAUGGAAGUUAUUUAAAGAGAGUAAUGAAGAAAAACAUUCGUAACAUUGUACUUAAUGUUUGGAGAUACCACUUAUCAAUUUAAAAGAUCAGUUAACUAUGCGACGGUGAUUUUUAUUGUCCUGGUGGAUUAUAAUAUAUUUUUAUCGUUUAUUGGUUGAGUAUGGAGACAUCUAGGAUUAAUUUUACCCUGGAUGAGGCGAGAAAUAAAUUAUUACGAGCAAAUGUCAACCAAAAA
Messenger RNA from Diachasmimorpha longicaudata, 7232 nucleotides. RefSeq names its product probable Rho GTPase-activating protein CG5521. The record is from RefSeq and is a predicted model, not a curated record. Gene Ontology annotation, cellular component: cytoplasm; nucleus. NCBI's taxonomy places the organism in Eukaryota, Metazoa, Arthropoda, Insecta, Hymenoptera, Braconidae. Gene Ontology annotation, molecular function: GTPase activator activity. The transcript has 13 exons. Gene Ontology annotation, biological process: regulation of small GTPase mediated signal transduction; positive regulation of GTPase activity. The coding region runs from base 256 to 6063 and encodes 1935 amino acids.